Messenger RNA from Diorhabda carinulata, 10438 nucleotides. RefSeq lists its product as uncharacterized. NCBI's taxonomy places the organism in Eukaryota, Metazoa, Arthropoda, Insecta, Coleoptera, Chrysomelidae. The coding region runs from base 200 to 6622 and encodes 2140 amino acids. The record is from RefSeq and is a predicted model, not a curated record. Gene Ontology annotation, molecular function: protein binding. The transcript is spliced from 9 exons. Gene Ontology annotation, biological process: regulation of chromosome segregation; regulation of mitotic nuclear division. Gene Ontology annotation, cellular component: nucleus; chromosome.
GUAAUUGAGAUGCAUCUUUCCAGCAUUCAAAAAAACAGUUGUUAUUUUCUCGUUCAGUGGAGGUCGAUUAAUGUGUUUGUUGUGUUUUGAUUUUCGCAACUUUCGUAAUUAUACCAAGGUGAAUACGUGAUCGUUGUUCAUAGUUUGCUGGAAUAAGAAAACUAAUGUAGUUUAAGAACAUAUUAAAACAAAUCAUAAAAUGAUAACGGAAAAAAAACUAGACAAGAAAGUAAUCAUGGAUAGUUUCGAAGAGAGUGACUCAAGUGAGCAGGAGAAUGGUUUUCUCUUAUUUUUAAAAAGGAAUAGUGAUGAAGGAACACUAUAUCCUUUAUCAGAAGGUACAACAACAAUUGGAGCUUCUUUAAGUGCAGAUGUUCGUAUAAAAUUGGAAGAUGUUCGUUUAGAAGCAAUUCAUUGUGUUAUAGAGGUCAAUGAAAACAGAAUUGCGACAAUUAUUAACAAAUCCUCUAAAUAUCCAAUAACAGUCAACAAUUCUAUUGUUAGAAAAGCCAGAAUUCUAAGAAAUGAGGAUUUAAUCGAAAUAUUUGGAAAAAGGAUUCAAUAUAAAAACGAAUUUCUUACAGAACAGGAAAUUGGUGAGGCAGAACAGAAAUUGCCUGCCUUAUAUAGAAACAGAAAAAAAUCCCCAAUACCAAUAAGCCAAACAGAAAGGAAACCGAUUAUAGUUUCCAAAGCUCUACCCCAUUCCACAUCUAAACGUCGUAUGUCGCUACAAGAACAUCGCUACAAGAAUCAAACACAUCUGCUAAUUCCAAAAGUUUCACAUAAACUUAAUAUGCUAAAACCACCCCAGUCGAAUGCUCAACGUUUCUCAAACAAUGCGAAUUGUUCUAAAGAUACUUCUAGGAAGUCUAAUGUGAAAACUCCUAGACAGCAAGUAUACGCUAGAACUUCCAUUAGAAAUAGCACAAAAAUAAGGCAAAGCAGAAAUAAAAUAAUCUCAUUUGAAUCAGAAAACCUGCAAAUGUCUGCAUUGUCACCCUUACCGAAAUUUUCUUUGAGUGAAAAUGAUACUGAAGAAGAUGUAUUUAUAGAUCAGUCUCAUAAUAAGGAAUCUAAAAAUAUUGGAGAUCUUGCUUCACUAGAAUAUUUGCUUGUGCCUGAAAAACUUGAGAUUGGAAAAUCUAUUUGCUCAGAGUCUGAAAUUGAAGAAAAUGUACCACCCACAUAUUCAUCUCCAGCUUUAAAUGACGAGGAAAAAAAAUUAGAAUUUGAUGAAUCUUGGCAGGGUAAUAGUGUAUAUGCCUCAAAUAUAAGUAAUAAUAGACAAGAGUCAGGUCUUGAUGACUCUGAAAGCACAGAUGAUAAUGUUCCUUCUAGAAAAUUAUCUUCAACUAAAAAAAGUACAAAGAAAAAAUCCUUAAAUCAAUCGUCUGCCUCUAGAAAAUCUUUGAAAAGGAAUCAACCAGAUGGGAUAUUACAAAAACCCAAAUUGGAAGAUAAUAUAUUCUCUACCAAUUUAUCCUUAUUUAGAAAGACAGUUGGUAAAAGAAAAUCAGUACAAUCGAAUAAGUCAUUCACUAUGGAAGAACAAAGUUGUAGUACUGAUGAAAGCAUUAUACCAACAUCUUCCUCAGUUAGAAAGAGCACGGGGAACAAAUCUCUCCAAAUAGAAAAUUAUUCACACAUUGCAACGAUUGAAUCUAAAGCAAAUACUACCAAGCCAUCCCGGUUAAGCGUGCAACAAAGUUUCUCAAACACCGCUAAGUAUUCUGGAGGAAACUCCAUAAGGAAAACUAAUUUAAAAACCCCUAGACAGCAACAAUAUGCUAGAACUACUGUCAGUAAUAGUACAAAGACUGUAACAAGACGAAGUAGAAAUAAGAUAGCCUCAGAUGAAUCUGAAUACCUGCAAAUAUCUCCGUUUUCACCUUUAUCAAAAUACUCAAUGAGUGAAACUGAUACUGAAGACAAUUCGUUUAUUUACCAAAAUCAAAAUAACAAUUCUCACAAUUACAUAAUUGAAGAUCUUUCUCCGCUAGAGUAUUUGGUUACAUCUGAUAAUCUCAAAAAUGAUCUUAAGUCGCCUGGUACUAGAAAGUCGAGGCAAAGAAAUGGCCAAGAAUCCGAACUUGAAGAAAAAUCUUCCUCACGUAUAUUCUCAAUUACUAGCGCGAAAACUAAGAAAACUAGAAAUAGUGCACCAAACAAGUCUCUGAUUCGGACGCCAGGAAAAACGUUAAAAAUGAAUCAGUCAGAAGUUGUACUUAGAAAAUCAGAUACAAGAGAAUCCUCAGUUAGAAAGACAACAAGUAAUAGAAGAUCAACAAAAUCAAACAAGUCAUUCAAUAUGAAGGAACAAAGCUCUAGUAAUGAUUGUGGUAGAGUAUCAAGAUUAUCAUCAGUUAAAAAGAGCAUAACAAAUAAUUCAAAAAAUCAGAUGCCAAAUAGAUCAAACUCUAGCCUGUCCUCAACUAGUGCUUUAGAAGAUCUUCUUGAUUAUGAGAUUGAAAGUGAUACUUCAAAAACUAAAACAUUAUCUUCACCUAUAAAAAGCAUUUCAAAUACAUCUGGUUCUAGACUAUCAUCUCAAUCUUAUACCGAAGAGAAUUGUGAAUUUUCUACAAUAUUAUCUGAGGCUGGAGGUGAUGGACAGAACAAAUCACAGAUUUGCACACCAAACUUUAGGAAAGUGACAUCAUCUUCCUUAAGUAAAAGUGUAAGGCUAAGAUCUCAAAGUACCAAUUGCUCCAAUUUUGAGAAUCAGUCGCUUUCUCCAAUUAGCUUGUCCACAACUGCAGAUACUUCACUAGAAAAAUCUAGGAGAAGGUCUUCAGCUAGAGCAAGUAUGUCUCAUGUACAGACAACAACAAAUUAUGAACUGUCGAUCCUAGCAAAUGAUUCCCUAGAUAUCAGUAGAUCUGAAUUUGAACAGCAUCUUUCCCCUUCGAAAAUGUCUUCUGUGAGAAAGGCCACAAAAUAUACAUCAUCUAACAGUAACAGUAGAGCAUCUAAAGAAGAACUUAUAAGUUUGGAGGAUGUGAACAAUUCUGUAAAGAAUUCAAAGAGUCUUAGUAAUACAUUAGUGAACUUGUCUGAAUCAGAGAAAACAAUGAGUGUGUCAAAUGUACAAGAUAAUGUAACUAAAAGACCUCUUAGAAUCAGAAAAUCUACUGCUCACGAUGAUUUCAUUUAUGGUUCAUUUACUUCUGAAGUUUCUUUCAAAACAGAUAAUUCCAAUAAAUAUGAUUCUACCACUCUUCCCUUGUAUACAUAUAUAAAUAAUAAGAGUUGUUCAACAAAGGAAUCUGAAUGCUCCAACGUAAAUUCUACUAAAGACAGUGAGAUUGUUUCUACAGUUUCUGUAUUGUAUGACAAUGAUAGUUCAAUAAAUGCCACUGAUGCUAAUUUAAAUCAAAGAAGUAGUCGUUCAAUUGUUCAAACCAAUUUGUCAACUCCAAACAGCCCAAGAGUUGGAAGCAAUAUAUCUCUACCAUACCAACCCAUCACUGAGGAUAUAACACCAGGAACACCUGUUGAUAAUACAGAAGUUGACAUAGGUAUCAAAACUCCACUCAAUACUCCUCAUCUCUUCAAAAAUAUAAGAAAAUCUGUCUUACAAUCUCGAGAAAGAAAAUCUGUUUUACAAUAUCGAGACAGACUUAAAAAAUCAUGCAACCGUUAUAAUAAAGAUACACCUUCAGAGAAGUCCAAAAAGAGACCUAGGGAAUCUGCUCCUAUUAUCAGGUCUAAUAAAAGGAUCAAAUUAACAGUAGAUGAAAAUCAUAGUUACGAUGAGGGGCUUUCUUCAUUCACCUCUUUCACUUCUGAUGAAGUGUUUGAAGAAGAUGAUCCUCAUGAUGUAGCAGCUGGUACUCCUAAACAUAUCAUUGACCUAACGAAUAAACCUGUCAUUACAUAUCCUUUAACUAGAUUUUCCACAAAGCUCCAACAGAAUAAACCUAUCACUGUGAGAAAGUCUUUACCAUCUUUAGAUCAAAUUCAAAAUAAGGCAAAAUCUUUAAAAUCUAAUAGAAGAUCUUUACAAAUAAGUACUUUCUCGACUACAGAUGUAGGUGAAACUAUUUCAGAGUCAAUGCCUACAAUUAAAUCCCCAACACCUAAAAAGAAAACUAAUAAAUUUCAGAAAGAGCCUAAUAAUGAUUUGUCGAAUGUAGAAGGUGUUAAUAGACUAUUUAGAACUCCCAGAGUACCAAAAACACCUAAAAAUGAUUUAACAAAUAUACCACCUAUAAAGAAGUUUUUUACAACUCCUAAACAAGUAAAUUCACCUAAAAAUGAUUUGACAAGUAUCCCACAUAUCAAAAAGAUCUUCGCGACUCCCAAAAAGGUCAAUUCACCUAAAAAUGAUUUAACAGAUAUACCAAGUGUCAAAAAUUUCUUCGCUACACCAAAAAAAGUAAAUUCUCCUAAAAAUGAUCUAACAAAUAUACCAUGUGUCAAGAAAAUCUUCACCACUCCUAGAAAAGUAAAUUCUCCUAAGAACGAUUUGACAAAAGUACCGAAUUUACGAAAAAUUAUGUCUCCUAAACAACAAAAUUCUCCUAAAAAUGAUUUAACUGACGUAAGAGGAAUAAAGAAGUUGUUAGAACCUCCUCGAGAACCCAAAGAGCCUCUUAAUGAUUUAACUGAUGUUCAUGGCUUGAAAAAAUUGAUGAGUACGCCCAAAGCCCAAAAACAACCAUUGAAUGAUCUUAGCGACGUUGAAGGAGUUGCAAAUAUUUUCAAUACUUCAGUUAAUCAAAGUUUAAGUAACGCCAGCGAUAUAGAAAAUAAUGAAGAUCUAUUUAAUAGAAUUUUCAACAAAAAAGUCCUGAAAACGUACAGAUCAAAGAGCAUGUCUCCUCAAAAACAAUUCGAUGCUUAUGGGGCCAUCAGAAAAUCUAUUGGAGAUCAACCUGAAGUUAGCCCCCGAGUUUCUGUUUGGGUUAAAGAACAGAAGGAAUUAAAGAAAAAGGUUGCUCCAGUAAUACGAAGUAAAGGAAAAAACAAAAGAAAAGAAUUUGAAAAUGUCCAGUGCCUCACAGUGUCUUUAACAAAAGAGAAAACAGAUGCUUCUAAAGAAUCAGAAAAGGUCAAAACAAAAGAAGAGCUUAACUUCAAAACUUUGGAAACAAGAAGUACCCGGAAGAAAAAGGAAAAUAACGAAAUGGAAAUUGCUAGUACUUCUGAAGAAAUAGAAGGAAGAAAAGACGUUGAAAUUGACUCAGAUAUUCAGAACCUCGAAGGUUCAUCUCCAAAUAAAAAAACAAGAAGCAAGUUGAAAGCCGCACACAUUGUUGAAGAAAAUGCAACUCCUAAUUCUCCAAAGCCCGUUAGAGGAAGACGAAAUGCUACCAAGAAAGUAAAAAAAAAUGAAGAAACAGUUAAAGAUACAGUGUUUGCUGCUGAUACAGAAGUCAUCACUUUGGAUUCUUCCAAAUCUAAUAGGAGAAGACGAAACAAAACUAACAGAACGAUUUCAAAUGACACAGAACCCAUGACUUUAGAUUCUCCUAAGCUAGUUAGAGGUAAAGCUAUUAAGAAGGUAAAAGAAAUCGAGAAAUCCUCUAAAGAUACUGUGACUGUUAAUAAGGAGAAUAUUACAAGUAAUAAAGAUUUAGACACUUUAGAUUCAUCUAAACCUGUUCGAGGAAGAAGAAACGCUACCAAGAAGUUGGAAGAUACUGAAGAGGUAACAAGAAGUAUAGAGGCGACUACUAAGAAUGUUAGGGGAAAUUGGAAUGCUAGUAAGAAGGCUGAAGAAACAGAGAAAUCGGUGGAAAAAAUUGCUACAUUUGAUUCACCUAAAUCUGUUUCUGGAAGAAGAAAUGCUUCUAGAAAAAUAGCAGAAAUUGAAGAACAUGUUGAAGAUAUUACAUCAAUGAUUAAUGGUGAUAUGAAAACCACUGUUAGAACAAGACGUAAUGCUGGCAAGAACAACACACUAGACAUAGAACAUUUAGUAGAAGAUUCACCUAAAUUGACUACUAGAGGAAGAAGGAAUAAAAAAAUAGUAAAUUAUGCUGAAUCUUCAGAGAGGGUGAAAACUAAUAUACCUUCUGUGGAGGAAAACCGAGUUGUGGAUUUGCCAAAAGUUAAAACAAGAGGAAGAAGAAAUAUAAAUAAAAACGAAAAUAUUGAUAAUUCCUUACAAGAAACGUCUAAGGAAGAAACAGUAGUUGGGAAGAGAGGCAGAAAAAAUGCUACUAGGAAGAACACCUUGAGAAACACUUCAUCUGCGCCAAACUCCGAAUCUGAAGUCAAAAAACAAGUUGAUACCAAAUCUAUUUUACAGGAAUCUAAUUCUGCUGUUGAGAGUCCAAAAGUAAGAAAAAGAAAAAUAAAUCAAGUUGAAUCAAAUAUAGACGGUGAGAAUUGUUCCAAUAAAAAUACUCCACCUGCUAAUAAAAGGAGUAAAAAAAAAGCUGUCGAAGAUGUAAAGGAAAAUCUUAUCGAAAGAGACGUUGAAUCAAUCAAAUCGGCGAAAAAAUCGAAAAUAAGCAAAGAAAUAGAUGAAAGUGAAGAUAAACAACAACCUGUAAAGAAAUCGACGCGUGCAAAAAAGAUUGCAAAAAAACAUGAAUCAGAAGUAGAUGAUUCGCCUCAGGUAAUAAUAACGAGAAGAACGAGACGAAAAAAAGUACACUUUGAAAUUUAAUUUCUUAUUGUAUACGGUGUGGAAACAACUUGCCGGUUAGGAAUAUUUCUAAUCAUUGUUGAAAUUUUGUUUACCGACGAGCUGCAUUUUGCACUAGAGGAGAAGCAGAAUCAAAUUCGAACGUUGAUAGGUAAUGACUAAUUCAUAGGGCGAUUUAAUUUUUUGUAUAGUUCGUGGCCAAAAUAUAGUGUACAGCACUAAUUGCAUAAUUUACUAUUUCUUUUUUAGAUCUGAUUUUGGUUAAGUUGAAAGUAUAAUUAGUGGUUGUUUAAAAACAGUCAUUCGAAGUUUAGCUACUAUUAUUUGGAUCAUAUCAUCAUUUGUUACAAAAAAUAUGUGAUAAUUGGAAUAGUUUGGAAUUAAAAGUAUGUAACAUAUAAGAUUUUAUCAAAUUGGAAUUUCUGGAGUUGUUUGUGAUCUUUAUACAACCAAUAAUUACAAUUACACCGUCUUUGGAGUUUUCUGUAGGUCACUGGUAUGUAUCCGACUCGAUGGAAAAGACAGUGUAAUUGUGAAUGUUGGUUUAGUGGUAAUAAACAGUUUGGUAUAAACUUUCAUUAUCUAUACUCUAAUUGUUUAAUGUUGUUAUCAACCCCACUUUUCCACUAUUCAGCUCUCAAUUAUUCUAAUUUGAUCUAAUCUUUUUUAAUUUAUUGAUUUUAAUACCAUUCUUAAAUAUUCACAUGCACUUUUCAAUUAAGUAGCUUCAUAUUCUUAAUUAUUCAUAAUUAUUCUUCUGCAAGAUUUUUUUUAAACUUUAUUCUUUGUUUUAUGAAAAAAUUUAAAUUAUUAUCUGAUAAUCAGCGAGACAGUUGAACUAAUUUGCUCAAGUAUCACUUUUGUAAGCGAAUACAGAAAGUACGUUGUAAGUAGGUCAUUUUGUAUUUUCAUUUACUGGGUGUUGAAAUUGUCCCACACUGUAUACUAACACCAUAUGAUUUAUUUGAUUUUUUUAUUUGUUGAUUUCUAAUGAUACUGAAAUAAUUUUUAUAAACCCCUGUUUUAUAAUUCAAUGAUAAAACUGAAAUCCUAUCUUUAUAUCUGUAAUUCAGUAAAUUUUAUUUUUUCAUAAUAUAAUUCGAGGGAUAUUCGUGAAUUAAGUUUUAUUUUGAACUAGACAAACAGAUACAGCAAAUAAAUUUAUAUCUCUGACCGCCAAGGAAAGUCUUCAAGUGUCGUAGCAAAUUCAAAUCACUAGAAGGGAGAUUGGGACUGUUUGGAGGAUUCUCAUAAGGUCAAUGUCAAGCAUUGUUGAGACUUCUUUGGCGCUUAUUCUGAACCAAAAGCUGUAUCGUUAAUUGAUUCAAAAGAUCUUUUGAGAACGUAGAUAUAAAGGAGAGGCUAAUAUAAUGCAUUUUAUAUCCAAGAAGAACAUGUUAGAUGCAGUGUUUUUAAUAUUCCUCAAUCAUCUCCAUAAUUGUCAUUUUAUACUUGUUUAUGUUUUAUUGUCUUCGCCAAGAAGUGAUUAAUGUACUAUAAUUCCUGUAUAAAUUUAUCUCAUCGUAUAUUUUAGUAUUCUCAUUUUUAUUAUUAUUUUUGUUGCUCAAAGUUCUACCUCUGACCGCCAAACAAACGGAAUUUGAUCAGAGAUGUUUGCUCCAAAUGUUCACAUUCUGAACACUGUAUCAUGCUGUUUUAUCAUGGUAUCACUUCGUAUAUCUCACCGAUUAAUCAAUGAAUCAAGGGGAUGGUUUGCUAAUUAAUUCCCAUCUCAAUGUUAAAACAACUAACAGAAAGUUGCAAAUAUCGUCAUGAUGCAGAUAAACUUAUUUUAUGAAUAUUUCUCAUUUUGAUAAAAUCAGUAAAUAAAAUUUUAAACUACUGAUCACUGAGUGAUUCUGUAACUGAUCCAAAGUUUUCUAUAUUUAAAUAAAAAAGAAUAGGAUGCUUUCUAAUAGCCUUUUAAAAGAGGGAAUUUUUGUGAUAUAUUUUUUUGUCAAAAAAAAUUUUUUUUGUUCUCAUAACACAUUGUAUAGUUUUGUACUCCAUUAGAACCAAAUCAUUUCAAUUGCUUGAAUAUUGACAGUUUGAUCCCAAUUUCUACUUCUUAACAGGUUACAAUAGGAUUUUGCAGCAAAUUGCAUAAAAUAAUGAAAUUUUGGAAAUAUUUUUGUAUCUGUCCGAUUUAGGAUCACUAUAAAAACACGUUAAUUUGGCGUUUUCGAGGUCGCAAAAUCCAUUUAUCGAGGUCCAAGAAGGGAAUUAGUUCAGUUUGCGGUUCAGCUUUUUGAAGCGGAUUCCUUUUGAUUAUAAAAAUAUCGCAUUUCAUAGAAAAAUAUCCUUUUCCUCAGUUAACGGCUAAUUAAAAUUACAUACAUUAAGCUAAAGUAUACCUAAAUAGAAAAUAGAUCCGUUCCUUGGUCUGCUUUGAAACAUCGAAGGACAGUUACCAAUUCGAAUGUAAAUGGAAGUUAAAUAAAUUAAAACAGGAUCAAUUAUUUUUACUUUUUCCAAUUAUACGUCUUUCUCAGCCAAGCCUUCGACUCCUACAAAUUGGACCCUCCAAAAAUAAUCUUUCGUUCAAUUUUAAAUCCAGUUCAAAAAACCGGAAGUGAACCAAUCCAUUGUUGAUAAAGUGGUACUGGUACUAAUAUAUACAGAACCUCGAUAAAUGGAUUUUCGACCACGAAAACGCUACGUUAACACGAUUUAAUUAUUAUCCUAAACAGGAAUGAUAUGGAAAUAUCUUUAAUUUAUAUUAUUUAAUUAAAAAUUGACUUAUUUCAGUAGAAUUAGUGGAAAAUGAAGAUUAGAUCUUUAAUUUGAUUUUUAACCUCUAGGAGUAUUAACAAAAUUACAAUGCAGGGAAAAAAAUUUUAAUAUAGGCAACGAACUUCAUAUUCAAUUUUAUAUUUAUUUUACUGGCAGUGUGAAUUCUAAAUUUAUUUUAUGUACCUAGAUAUAGUUACGUGCCAAAAUUAUAUUUUAGAUAUAGAAAAAGUGGUUUUUUUGGAAUGUGUAUUUCAAGUCCCACUUGUAGAAUUAGUUAAUAUCACAUCAUACCUAAUAUCAUAAAACUCUGUCCCCAAGAAAAUUCAUCAAAUAUUCAAUACAUUCAAAAUGAAUGAGAGAAAGUUGAUUGUACCUAAUUCAUUUCGAAAAUCUAAUGUCGGUGGUACAGGAAUCGAGGACAUGUGUAUAUUUUCGCAAAUAAUCCUCGAAUCGAAACUGUUCGUUCUAAUGAAAUUCCAACAAUUGGAGGGUAAGUUAUUUAUUUAUUAGGCGAGGGGAACGGAUCUUAGUGGACGAAAGAACUCUAUAAAUAUUCUCGUGCUCAUUUGAACUGAAGUCAGUGCUAUUACACUCUUAUUCCCUCUGUAUACCUUUUUAAUCAUCCAUUUUGGUUGUGUGACUCACUUAUUGGAGUAUGUGCUUCUAUUAUAUUUGUUUUUUGUAGAUUUCUAGUAUUUUAUUCGUUGAAUUCAGAAUAUCAGAAAUAAUUUUUUUUAUUGUAAAUUAUAACAAUAAAACUUUAGUUUCAGCUUACUAUUUUACAUAUUUUUUUUAUAUUAUAGUUCAAUAUUAUACUUAUACAGGAAACAUUCGAAUAAAAAUUAUUUUCUACUUUAACAUCAGCAUAUACUGUAUGAGUAGUAAAACAUUUGUUUAUUCAAAUAUAUAUGCAGUACAAUUCCUUUAAAAGUCAAAAAGUGUGUUGAAACAGUACAGUUUUAUGUAUACAUUGAAUAAAAUAUUGUUUUACAACACUUUUAUUCUUUUAAAAUAAAAAUCAACACUGUGUGUUGCUACAAAAAUGUUUUAAGUACCCUCAUAAUUUAAAUUGUAUAAAAUAUUUUAAUAAAGAUUUUAUCUAAA